AAUGUCCAAUGAAAACUAACAUGUUUUGCUUCGAGCUUCUAGUUUGCAUGUUGUAAAUAAAAUAAAUUCAAUAAAAUUAUACAAUAUUCAUGACUGAAGUGAAAUUGCAACAAUUAUGGCUACUUAUGAUAAUAAAAUAUGGCUAUUGAAAAAUAUUCGAGAUGCAUUCAUCGCCACCGAUGACACGGGCUUAUGUGAGAUUGUUAUGGCUGGUGAAGACUUCUCCAAAAUAUUUCAAAAUAAAUCAAUCGAAGACAAGAAAAAAAUCAAGGAAGGUAGAUUUAGCCAUGUAGCCACUAAUAAAGGGAAGGAAGGUAUGGGAGAUAUAUCUGAAGAUGAAGAGGAGAAGGAAAUAGUGACACAAUUUGACCCUUACCCAGACUUGGAAGACAGUGAUGAUGAUGACCUCAUGUGUGGCAGCUACAUCCGCUACGAGGAGUUUGGAGGUCACAGAAUUUAUUCCAGACAGAGGUCAAACACAGCUGUCUUGUUGGAUAAAAAGGAGCAAGCUUUAAAAAAGGCAGCUAAAAUCAAAGUUGUUAAAUGGGAAGAUCUGUACACAUUAACUGCCGACCAAAUGGCUGACGUUUUUAUGAAAAAUGAAGUAAAGAAAACUGAAAAACAGAAGUCCUUACUGGCGGAGCAGAUAGAGAAAUGUCCAGAUUUACCACACCGCCAUUAUCUGGAGUUUGCGAAGUUUGAUGGCACUGCACAAAUGGGGCUGCCUACGAAGUCAUUCAAAAUCUAUAUGACAGUGUUGCCAGAGAAAUAUCAGACCUACCCAUUGUAUGUUUGCGUCAUUUCCAGUGCUAAAAUUAAGGAUCUCGUUGGCUUCACGUGCUAUAAGUACAGCAUUGAACAUCCAGAUAUCUCUCUCGGAUCUGCACAAAAUUAUGGGCUUUGUAUAGCAGACGAAGAUGGGGAAGUUGACUGGGCGUUCCCUUGUCUUGACGCCAAUGAACCAUGCUCCAAAUUCGGAUUCACUUGCCUUGGUCUCGUAGACCUGAAGAACAAGCAUGCACUAGCUCAUGCUCCGAUAUCUAUACCUGACGAUGGAAUUAUCAGCAAGGAGUUGGAUGUGUUUCCAAAGGCCUCAGAAUCUGGACACAGUCAUCAAAUCUCGACGAGACAUUAUACUGGGGAGAGCACAAUUUCAGACACAGUUAUAAAUGCCUUGAGAGCACUUAAUGAAGAAAAAAAAGCAAUGGCCGAGAGUGAGCAAGACAGGAUACAGUCCCAUCUAAUGGCCGCAGAGCCACCGCAAUACAAGACAUACAGGGUGCACUUACUAAGGAAAGUGCGAACCAAUACGCCAGUCCAACUGAUCAUAUCACUGGACAAGAUUGAAGUAGAACCGCUAGUCCCGCAGAAAAAUGCGUUUUGGUCAAGGUCGAAAUAUUUCCUUCACAGCAUAGACUCGAUAGCGUGGUGCCAAAUACUAGAAGCCAGAGCCCAUAAAACUACGUUCAGAGUAGUGUAUUCACCCGCGCAUAAUUCAAGCUUCCACGAUAGAAGUACUUCAGGUGGCACCAGUUUCUUCCAUCCAACAACAGCAUACAAAGUCCACGACUUCGAAUGCGACCACGAUACAGCCAAAGAGAUAGUAGACAAAAUAAAUAUAAUUCUAGACCGAAGAAACAGCCCUUGUAGGCGAGAGUACAAGACUGCCAAAGAGAAGAAGUUGCAAACUAGGAGGAGUUUUCACACGAAACAUAUGAGUUGAUCAUUCACCAAGUGUGAGAGAACUUUUACUUAUUCAUUACUUUUAUAUUUCAAAGUUCCUGUCAUUAACUACAGUGUCAUACAUAUUGAUUUAUACAUAGGAUUCAAACAUACAAAUCAAAUUUUAUUUUUAACAAGUACAAAUAAUGUAACAACAUAUUGCACUCGACUAAAUUUAAACUACCUAAAUGAUUCAGGAACAGGAACCAAUUCCAACUUAUAGUAAAAUUAGUUACUUAAAUUGAAUCAUUAAGGACUUCUGAAUUUAGUUAAGUGAAAUACGCGUUUUAGUCACACAAUCUAUUUUCCUAAUAUGAAAAAUUUAUUACCUUUUUUAAAUUUUAAUGUGUAUGUUUUGAUUUAUAAAUUCGAAUAUGUUCUAUGGCGGCCAUGAGUAUCGAUUGCUAUAAAUUAGCCAUGAUCUGUGUGGAAUACAGAUAAUAAUUAAUGUUUCCUUCAUCUGUUUCUUUCUUUCAUUCAUUCAUUCAUUCAGCAGUAAAUUUUGUGGGACUUCGUAUCCUUCAAAAUUUCCCUCAAUUUUGAUGUCUCUGAUCCCUCAGUCAAGCCAAAAAAUAUAGAAUAGCCUGUAUUAGCCUAUAGUUAGAUCUUGGAGACAAGCAUUCCAUUACUUUUCAUAAAUAAGUUUUGUUGUAAGGUUCGUCCAUUUAGACAUAGUUCUGCCAAUUUCAAACACAAUCUUGAAUGUCUGCCUUCAUCAGCCACUGUGACUUAUUUAUAUAUUUAUAAGACAUUUAUUUGGAUCAGACCGAGUAUGUGAUAAAUUCAUGCAGAAUUUAACCAGAAGUGAAAGCAGCUGACCAAUCCCUUCCAAAAAAUUUACUACAGAUUCUAGCAAUUACUCAUGCCAUGAAACAUCAUAGAUAAACCGAUUUUUAAAAAUAAAUCUUCAAAUGCAUACAAUAAUAUAUUCCAAACAUUUUAACUAGACUGCUAACUGUUUAAUACAAAUUGCAUUAUUAAGUAUAAUUAUGUGAUUUUUUAAAAUUGAUUAAAUAAUUUUUAGCUCAAGUAUUAUGAUCAAUUGUAGAAUACUUGUAUCUGUGAAAAACCGAUACAUGGACAUGUUGCAUCAAAAUCAUCAUAAAAAAAUCCCAUAAAAAACAUGUGUUUGGUUAUUCCAAAAAUACUUUUAAUUAUUAUAACAAUUUUCAAUAAUGUUUUAUGAUUGUACAAUUCUUAAUAUUUAAAUAGAUACUAUAUAGGAAUUUUCAAUGGAUCAUAUGUUUUUACCUGGAAUUUUUUUAUCAGUUUUAGUUAACUGUUACAUAAGGAUAUAUAAUAAAAUGGCAUCACUACAGUUACAGAUUAAUUCCAUUUUGAUUCUAAUUUUAACUUAUGAUAACACUAAUAAAAUUAUUUACCUCUUGAUUAUUUUAAAUAUACUGCCAUUAUUAUGUCUUUGUUUUUAAUAGCUCAAUUCUCGAUUUAUUAUUAGUUUAAGUGUGUGAGUCUAAUAAAGUUAUUUAAUUCCAAUUGUAUG
Amyelois transitella is the source of this 3223-nucleotide messenger RNA. It is a transcript of the gene Sin1, whose product is annotated as stress-activated map kinase-interacting protein 1. The transcript has 7 exons. Gene Ontology annotation, biological process: TORC2 signaling. The record is from RefSeq and is a predicted model, not a curated record. The coding region runs from base 116 to 1723 and encodes 535 amino acids. Gene Ontology annotation, molecular function: phosphatidylinositol-4,5-bisphosphate binding. NCBI's taxonomy places the organism in Eukaryota, Metazoa, Arthropoda, Insecta, Lepidoptera, Pyralidae. Gene Ontology annotation, cellular component: cytoplasm; TORC2 complex; plasma membrane.